Molecule: messenger RNA, 534 nt
Organism: Adineta ricciae
Lineage: Eukaryota; Metazoa; Rotifera; Eurotatoria; Adinetida; Adinetidae
Source: the annotation of a GenBank genome assembly
AUGUCGACGACACAAGCUCCAAGAAAACUUCGUGAUGCAGAACUUACUGCACUCAAAGCCAGUUCAAGACUCAAUGAAGAAGAAAUACAAAACUUGUUUGAAAAAUUUCAAGAGAUUGAUGAAUCUGGUGCGGACAAAAUGAAUAAAGAGCAAGUUGUGAAAUUCUACAUAGAAAUUGGUAGUGAUCGUGGUACAGAUGAGCGCAUAGCUAAUAAUGUUUUUGGUAUCGUGGAUCAAGAUAAUGAUGGUUUACUUAAUUUUAGUGAUUUUGUUUUGGGUACUAUUUUCUUGAGAGGGGCAAGUACGGAACAUGAAUAUUCAUUGAUGUUUGAUAUAAUUGAUGUUUCGGGAGACAAAUGUAUUAGUUAUGAUGAAAUGAAAAAGUUUAUGGACAAAUUAACCAAACUAGAUGCUAGUGCUCGUGGAGAAGACGUAUCAGAAGUCGAUUUAAAGAAAGUGACAAGUGAUAUUUUUAGUCAAUAUGGUGUUAAGGAAGAUGAAAAAUUGAGCAAAGAACAAUUCAUUGAAGGGUAA